This is a messenger RNA of Coregonus sp. 'balchen', 21098 nucleotides long. The record is from the annotation of a GenBank genome assembly. Lineage: Eukaryota; Metazoa; Chordata; Actinopteri; Salmoniformes; Salmonidae.
AUGGAGUCGCAUGGCAAAGAGGAACUCAAGGGACCGGUGUUGCAUAUCGUGGUGGUCGGAUUUCACCACAAGAAAGGCUGUCAGGUACGUCAAGCUCGGGUGGCAUGCUAACUAGCUCCUUGCUCCAGUUUUUUAGUAGCAGAGAAUGCACUGGAGAGUUGCUCCUACUAGGCUACACAACAUGUCGAGCAUUGGUUAAUGCCUGAGUGAGGGUGCGAGUGAAUUGGGUAUUUAACUAAUCAGCAACAACAACCCACCCAGGGACCUUUCCUGUUCUGUUCUACCGACCAGUGGUUGACAGACACACACUGCUGCUUGGAAGGAAGUCAUUGAUCAUUUGUUGCGUAUGAAAGAGCACAGAUGAGGCAGACCAGGGGGGUAUUUUUAACACAGCAUCUUCUUUACAUAACUAACACAGUUGUAAACAAUCAGAGACCACCUUGUUGCUUUUCCUAGAAUUCAUGGUAGUGCAUGGAGAAGUCAUGCUAGGUUGUGAUUAAAGCCUAACUAGCUGGAUUUAUAUGGGCCCAGAGGCACACUGAUAACAGGGUUAUGUAAGAUAAAGUAUGAUGCCUGUGCACCAUUAAUCAACUGCAAUCAAUGUCAGUUACUGAAAUGUUAUAAUAAGUAGGCCUAUGUGCUUCCAUGCAUUAAUUUGCUCUUUUAACUGACAUGAGAUUUCAUCUGAGAUCUUGUCUCGUAGCUCAUUUCCUCACUCUUGGCCAGAGAUUUGUAUUUCAACCUGCCAAUGUUUGCACUAAUUGACUCUACUCCCUCAGUUCUGUGACUGUGUUAAAGAACAUACAUUGAAGUAGGAAGUUUACAUACACUUAGGUUGGAGUCAUUAAAACUCGUUUUUCAACCACUCCACAAAUUUCUUGUUAAAAACUAUCGUUUUGGCAAGUCGGUUAGGACAUCUACUUUGUGAUUGACACAAGUAAUUUUUCCAACAAUUGUUUACAGACAGAUUAUUUCACUUAUAAUUCACUGUAUCACAAUUCCAGUGGGUCAGAAGUUUACAUACACUAAGUUGACUGUGCCUUUAAACAGCUUGGAAAAUUCCAGAAAAUGAUGUCAUGGCCUUAGAAGCUUCUGAUAGGCUAAUUGACAUCAUUUGAGUCAAUUGGAGGUGUACCUGUGGAUGUAUUUCAAGGCCUACCUUCAAACUCAGUGCCUCUUUGCUUGACAUCAUGGGAAAAUCAAAAGAAAUCAGCCAAGACCUCAGAAAAAAAAUGGUAGACCUCCACAAGUCUGGUUAAUCCUUGGGAGUUAUUUCCAAACGCCUGAAGGUACCACGUUCAUCUGUACAAACAAUAGUACGCAAGUAUAAACACCAUGGGACCAUGCAGCUGUUAUACUGUUCAGGAAGGAGACACAUUCUGUCUCCUAGAGAUGAAUGUACUUUGGUGCGAAAAGUGCAAAUCAAUCCCAGAACAACAGCAAAGGACCUUGUGAAGAUGCUGGAGGAAACGGGUACAAAAGUAUCUAUAUCCACAGUAAAACAUUUACAUUUACGUCAUUUAGCAGACGCUCUUAACCAGAGCAACUUACAAAUUGGUGUAUUCCAAGAUGGCAUAGCAGUGCGGUCGUGUUUUCUGUAGUGUCCUUUAUGUAAAUAGCCAGUUUUUUGUUUUUUGUCUUUUUCGUAUAUAUUUUUCAAUCUCACUUUCCAUCCUUUAACUAAAUAUACUUUCCUGCAACCCGCCUCACCCAAUGUGGAACGGAUUCUGUUGUUUCUUCAUACAUUUUUAUCCAGAACCUCUGGCUGAAACUAGCCAGCUAGCCAGCUAACUAGCUACUUGCUAUUAGCCACCGUUUAGCGGUCUUCACCAUUGUCCGUGGCCGUGGUCUGCACUACAUACCAGCCAGCCAGGUCUAGCCUGGACUAUUAUUCGGCCAGUCUGCACUGUCUGCACAGCGCGUUAUCGACCCUGAACAUAUCGUAUUUUCUGCUGGAAUCACUGAACCAUUAGCUAGCUGCAACCAAAUGGACGUUUUGUGGUUGGCUAAUCAGCCCUGAGUUAGCCUUGAGCCAGGCCCAUCUCCCGGCUAUCUACCUCCUUGUCAACCGGACGGGACCUCCUAGUGUCGACACGGAGCCCCGCCGAUCCAACACGACUCUUCUGUCGACGAAAUCGUCUGAUGUGGUAACAACAGGCUUCCCGUUACGACGUCGACCACGAAGAUCCAUCUGCUAGCCCCGGCCCGCUAGCACACGCUAGCCGUGGCCUCUUGCUAGCUAGUGCUGUAGCAGCCCCCGAACUACCUCCGAACUCUCCUAUUGCUGUUCACCGGACCUUAUGAUAACUCCGCUAUACAGCUGAUGCCUGCUGGACUGUUCCAUUUUACGGUACCGCAUCCUGUUUAUGUUUAGCCUCAGCCCAAACUUUGUCGCCAUUACCAGCUGUUGUCUUAGCUCUCUCGAAUUACACCUGUGAUUGCUUUAUGCCUCUCUCCCAUGUCAAUAUGCCUUGCUUAUUGCUGUUUCACUUAUUUGUUAUUGUACUAUUUCACUGUAGAUCCCCCAGCCCAGCUAAACCGGCCUUAGAUAGCUCUUUUGUCCCACCCCCCCAUACACGCGGAGACCGACUCAAUCGGUGCCUCCAGUGAUGCUAUCUCCUUCAUCGUUACCCAACGCUUAGGUUUACCUCCACUGUACUCCUAUCCCUCCAUAUCCUUUUCUGUACAUAAUGCCCUGAAUCUAUUCUACAACGCCCGAAAACCUGCCCCUUUUUUUCUCUGUACCCAACGCACUAGAAGACCAGUACUUAAAGCCUUUAGCCAUAUCCUUAUUCUACUCCUCCUCUGGUGAUGUAGAGGUUAACCCAGGCCCUGUAGCCCCCAGUAUCACACCUACUCCCCAGGCGUUAUCAUUUGUUCACUUCUGUAAUCGUAAAAGCCUUGGUUUCUUGCACGUUUAAUAUCCGAAGCCUCCUUCCUAAGUUUGAGUUAUUCACUGCGCUAGCACACUCCGCCAACCCUGAUGUUCUAGCAAUGUCUGAAUCCUGGCUUAGGAAGGCCACCAAAAAUUCAGAAAUGUCCAUCCCCAACUACAACAUUUUCCGUCUCGAUAGAACUGCCAAAGGGGGUGGGGUUGCAAGCUACUGUAGAGAGCCUGCAGAGCUCUAUCGUACUAUCCAGGUCUGUGCCCAAACAGUUUGAGCUUCUACUGCUAAAAAUCCACCUUUCCAGAAAUGUCUCUCACUGUUGCCGCUUGCUACAGACCCCCCUCAGCCCGAGCUGUGCCCUGGACACCAUAUGUGAACUGAUUGCCCCCCAUCUAUCCUCAGAGUUCAUACUGCUUGGUGACCUAAACUGGCCCCAGCCAACCUACAAUCUAAACUAGAUGCCCUCAAUCUCACACAAAUGAUCAACGAACCUACCAGGUACAACCCUAAAUCUGUAAACAUGGGCACCCUUAUAGAUAUCAUCCUGACAAAUUUACCCUCUAAAUACACCUCCGCUGUCUUCAACCAGGAUCUCAGCGAUCACUACCUUAUUGCCUGCGUCUGUAAUGGGUCCGCGAUCAAACGACCACCCCUCAUCACUGUCAAACGCUCCCUAAAACACUUUAGCGACCAGGCCUUUCUAAUUGACCUGGCCCGGGUAUCCUGGAUGGAUAUUGACCUCAUUCCGUCAGUAGAGGAUGCCUGGAUGUUCUUAAAAAGUGCUUUCCUCUGCAUCUUAAAUAAGCAUGCCCCAUUCAAAAAAUUCAGAACUAAGAACAGAUAUAGCCCCUGGUUCUCCUCAGACUUGACUGCCCUUGACCAGCACAAAAACAUCCUGUGGCGUACUGCAUUAGCAUCGAACAGCCCCCGCGAUAUGCAACUUUUUAGGGAUGUCAGGAACCAAUAUACACAAUCAGUUAGGAAAGCAAAGGCUAGCUUUUUCAAACAGAAAUUUGCAUCCUGUAGCACUAACUCCAAAAAGUUUUGGGACACUGUAAAGUCCAUGGAAAAUAAGAGCACCUCCUCCCAACUGCCCACUGCACUGAGGCUAGGAAACACUGUCACCACCGAUAAAUCUACAAUAAUCGAGAAUUUCAACAACCAUUUUGCUACGGCUGGCCAUGCUUUCCACCUGGCUACCACUACCCCGGACACCAGCUCUGCACCCUCCGCUGCAAUUUGCCCAUGCCCCGCCCGCUUCUCCUUCAUACAAAUUCAGACUGCUGAUGUUCUGAAAGAGCUAAAAAAUCUGGACCCCUACAAAUCAGCUGGGCUAGACAAUCUGGACCCUUUCUUUCUAAAAUUAGCUGCCGAAAUUGUCGCAACCCCUAUUACUCUCUUUUGUAACGUCUGAGAUCCCCAGAGAUUGGAAAGCUGUCGCGGUCAUCCCCCUCUUCAAAGGGGGUGACCCUCUAGAUCCUAACUGUUAUAGACCUAUUUCCAUCCUGCCCUGCCUUUCGAAAGUAUUUGAGCCAAGUUAACAAACAGAUCACCGACCAUUUCGAAUCCCACCGUACCUUCUCCGCUAUGCAAUCUGGUUUCCGAGCUGGUCAUGGGUGCACCUCAGCCACGCUCAAGGUCCUAAACAAUAUUAUAAACGCGAUCGAUAAAAGACAGUACUGUGCAGCCGUCUUCAUCGACCUGGCCAAGGCUUUCGACUCUGUCAACAAACCGCAUUCUUAUUGGCAGAUUGCAUAGCGGAGAAGGUACGGUGGGAUUCGAAAUGGUAGGUGAUCUCUAAUGACUGCCUCGCCUGGUUCACCAACUACUUCUCAGAUAGAGUUCAAUGUGUCAAAUCGGAGGGCCUGUUGUCUGGACCUCUGGCCGUCUCUAUGGGCAUGCCACAGGGUUCAAUUCUCAGGCCGACUCUAUUCUCUGUGUAUAUCAAUGAUGUCGCUCUUGCUGCUGGUGACGCUCGGAUCCACCUCUAUGCGGACGACACCAUUUUGUAUACAUCUGGCCCUUCAUUGGACACUGUGUUAACAAACCUCCAAAUGAGCUUCAAUGCCAUACAACACUCCUUCCGUAGCCUCCAACUGCUCUUAAACACUAGUAAAACUAAAUGCAUGCUCUUCAACCGAACGCUGCUUGCACCCGCCCACCCGACUAGAAUCACUACUCUCGGCGGGUCUGACCUAGAGUAUGUGGACAACUACAAAUACCUAGGUGUCUGGUUAGACUGUAAACUCUCAUUCCAGACUCACAUUAAGCAUCUCCAAUCCAGUGAAAUCUAGAAUCGGCUUCCUAUUUCGCAACAAAGCCUCCUUCACUCAUGCUGCCAAACAUGCCCUCGUAAAACUGACUAUCCUACCGAUCCUUGACUUCGGCGAUGUCAUUUACAAAGUAGCUUCCAACACUCUACUCAGCAAAUUGGAUGUAGUCUAUCACAGUGCCAUCCGUUUUGUCACCAAAGCCCCAUAUACUACCCACCAUUGUGACCUGUACGCUCUUGUUGGCUGGCCCUCACUACAUAUUCGUCGCCAAUCCCACUGGCUCCAGGUCAUCUAUAAAUCACUGCUAGGCAAAUCCCUGUCUUAUCUUAACUCACUGGUCACCAUAGCAACACCCACCCGUAGUCUGUGCUCCAGCAGGUAUAUCUCACUGGUCAUCCCCAAAGCCAACACCUCCUUUGGCCGCCAUUCCUUCCUGUUCUCUGCUGCCAAUGACUGGAACGAACUGCAAAAAUCUCUGAAGCUGGAGACUCUUAUCUCCCUCACUAACUUUAAGCAUCAGUUGUCAGAGCAGCUUACCGAUCACUGCACCUGUACACAGCCUUUCUGAAAUUAGCCCACCCAACUACCUCAUCCCCAUAUUGUUAUUUAUUUUGCUGAUUUGCACCCCAGUAUCUCUAUUUGCACAUCUAUCAUUCCAGUAUUAUACGAAAUUUUAACUAUUUUGCACUAUGGCCUAUUUAUUGCCUUACCUCCAUAACUUACUACAUUCGCACACACUGUAUAUAUAUUUUCUGUUGUAUUUUUGACUUUGUUUUGUUUUACCCCAUAUGUAACUCUGUUUUUGUUGUUUUUAUCGCACUGCUUUGCUUUAUCUUGGCCAGGUCGCAGUUGUAAAUGAGAACUUGUUCUCAACUGGCUUACAUGGUUAAAUAAAGGUGGAAAAAAAGAACAAAAAAAAUAAUAAUUCAACUUAUGAUAGCCAGUGGGACAACCACUUUUUUUCUUUAUGGGGGAGUGGGGGAGGGGGGGGUAGAAGGAUUACUUUUAUACUAUUCCAGGUAUUCCUUAAAGAGGUAGGGUUUCAAGUGUCUCCGGAAGGUGGUCAGUGACUCCGCUGUCCUGGCGUUGUGGGGGAGCUUGUUCCACCAUUGGGGUGCCAGAGCAGCGGAUAGCUUUGACUGGGCUGAGCGGGAACUGUGCUUCCGUAGAGGUAGGGGGGCUAGCAGGCCAGAGGUGGAUGAACGUAGUGCCCUCGUUUGGGUGUAGGGUCUGGUCAGAGCCUGAAAGUAAGGAGGUGCGGUUCCCCUCACAGCUCCGUAGGCAAGCACCAUGGUCUUGUAGUAGAGGCGAGCCUCAACUGGAAGCCAGUUGAGUGUGCGGAGGAGCGAGGUGACAUGAGGGAACUUGGGAAGGUUGAACACCAGACGGGCUACAGCGUUCUGGAUAAGUUGUUGGGGUUUAAUGGCACAGGCAGGGAGCCCAGCCAACAGCGAGUUGCAGUAAUCCAGACGGGAGAUGACAAGUGCCUGGAUUAGGACCUGUGCCGCUUUCUGUGUAAGAUAGGGUCGUACUCUGCGAAUGUUGUAGAGCAUGAACCUGCAGGAUCGGGUCACCGCUUUGAUGUUAGCGGAGAACGACAGGGUGUUGUCCAGGGUCACGCCAAGAUUCUUUGCACUCUGGGAGGAGGACACAAUGGAGUUGUCAACCGUGAUGGCGAGAUCAUGGAGCGGGCAGUCCUUCCCCGGGAGGAAGAGCAGCUCCUUCUUGCCGAGGUUCAGCUUGUGGUGGUGAUCUGACAUCCACACUGAUAUGUCUGCCAGACAUGCAGAUUCAACACCUGGUUAUCAGAAGGGGGAAAGGAGAAAAUUAAUUGUGUCGUCUGCGUAGCAGUCCUAUAUCGACAUAACCUGAAAGGCCACUCAGCAAGGAAGAAGCCACUGCUCCAAAACCGCCAUAAAAAAGCCAGACUACGGUUUGCAACUGCACAUGCGGACAACGAUCAUACUUUUUGGAGAAAUGUCCUCUGGUCUGAUGAAACAAAAAUAUAACUAUUUGGCCAUAAUGACCAUCGUUAUGUUUGGAGGAAAAAGGGGGUAGUUGCAAGCCGAAGAACACCAUCCCAACCGUGAAGCACGUGGGUGGCAGCAUGAUGCUGUGGGGGUGCUUUGCUGCAGGAGGGAAUGGUGCACUUCACAAAAUAGAUGACGACAUGAGGAAGGAAAAUUAUGUGGAUAUAUUGAAGCAACAUCUCAAGACAUCAGUCAGGAAGUUAAACUUGGUCGCAAAUGGGUCUUCCAAAUGGACAAUGACCCCAUGCAUACUUCAAGGUCAAGGUAUUGGAGUGGCCAUCUCAAAGCCCUGACCUCAAUCCUAUAGAACAUUUGUGGGCAGAACUGAAAAAGCCUAAAGGAGGCCUACAAACCUGACUCAGUUACACCAGCUCUGUCAGGAGGAAUGGGCCAAAAUUCACCCAACUUAUUGUGGGAAGCUUGUGGAAGGCUACCCGAAACGUUUGACCCAAGUUAAACAAUUUAAAGGCAAUGCUACCAAAUACUAAUUGAGUGUAUGUAAACUUCUGACCCACUGGGAAUGUAAUGAAAGAAAUAAAAGCUGAAAUAAAUCAUUCUCUCUACUAUUAUUCUGACAUUUCACAUUCUUAAAAUAAAGUGGUGAUCCUAACUGACCUAAGACAGGGAAGUUUUACUUGGAUUAAAUGUCAGGAAUUGUGAAAAACUGAGUUUAAAUGUAUUUGGCUAAGGUGUAUGUAAACUUCUGACUUCAACUGUAUUAGUGGCAAAUCCAAAGAGAUAUCCACAGUCACAGCCUGCAAUGUUGUUGUCACUGUGAUUUUGUUUUUUAGGGAUUAGGAUAAAGCUUAGAGAGUCCUUGACAAAUGAAGGAGCGCUUGACAGACACGCUGCAUAUAAUGUCCACAACAAGGUCUAAAGGCAGUGUUUACACCUGGUUAGUAACCUAGUGAAAGGUUGUGUGUGAAAUUAACAGGGACAAGAAGAUUAGUGCAGUAAACUUGAGAUAUUAUCUAUAGAGCUUCUGAAGAGGAGGGACUAUCCCUCCAGAGGUACACGAGGACAGUAGUCCCCCAUAAAGAAUGGAUGGGGAGAUUUACUGCACAUGUUUUCAACAAACACAAUUUGCCCACAGGCCUUGCUGUAUGUGUGCGAGUUAUACUCAAUAGCUCCUGCUCAAUAAAGUAGCCUAGCAUACUGCACGCACAGAAGUUUUUAUAAAAAAACAUAGAAAAUCCUAGGCUACGACUUGUUCUGCAUUGCAGCCACAGAUUGGACAAAAUAUUAUUAUUAAUCAAUUUGUAUUAGGCUCUGUCAGUUUCUGUUCCGAUAACGCCAUCUUAGCCAUUUCUAAGUAAUUUCGAAGUACCACAGAGCCAACAGCCUGCUGCAAGAAGUCCAACAAGAAGGCGACGACCACUUUGUGUUUGUUUCUUUGUUACUGGCUGCUCUCUACCUGCUGCCUGCCCCUUUGUCCUGAAGAAAGUCUGCCUGUUUCAGAGCUCUCGGAGACUCAGCUGCUGCUCAUCCUGACAGACCGAUAAAAGUGGGUUAUGUGUGCAUGUCUGCGUGACAAACAGGCCCAAACCCUCCCCCUCCCCCUUGUGACCACCACCACCAAACAGGCCCAAACCCUCCCCCUCCCCCUUGUGACCACCACCACCAAACAGGCCCAAACCCUCCCCCUCCCCCUUGUGACCACCAAACAGGCCCAAACCCUCCCCCUCCCCUUCGUGACCACCAAACCUGUGCACAACAGGACAGACCAGACAGGACAGAGGGUUUUCUUUGUCAGGUAAUAGCCUAGGUUCUCACUAGAGGUAGGCUGCAUCUCAAAUUGCACUCUAUUCCCUUUUAUAGUGCAUUAUUUUUGACCAGAGUCCUAAGGGCCCUUGUCAAAUGUAGUGCACUAUAUAGGGAGUAUGGUGGCAUUUGGGACACAGACAGGGAAGUGGAGUGGUAUUGUCUGUUACCUGAUAGGAGACCGACUGGGUAUCACUAGAUUAGGUUCUUGUCUUUCUGGCGGGAGGGCCUCGCUCUCUACUUAUCCCUCUCUUGCUCUUUCUCUCUCUCAAUUCAAUUCAAUGGAGCUUUAUUGGCAUGGGAAACAUAUGUUUACAUUGCCAAAGAAAGUGAAAUAAACAAAAGGGUAGAAGAAACAAAAACAUCUCUCUCUCUCUCUCUCUAUGGGACCUGGGUAAAAGUAGUGCACUAUAUAGGGUGUAGGUGCCAUUUGGGAUGAAUCCUCAGUGUGGGGUAUUUUAGAGCCUCACUCCCCCUCCCCUCAGAACUGCAGUUAGGGAGAGAGAGACCUCUCUGUGGGGGUAGUUGGGUGGGUCUUCACCUGUCCACCUGGUGUGUCCUACACCUCACCUGUCCACCUGGUGUGUCCUACACCUCACCUGUCCACCUGGUGUGUCCUACACCUCACCUGUCCACCUGGUGUGUCCUACACCUCACCUGUCCACCUGGUGUGUCCUACACCUCACCUGUCCACCUGUGCUUUCAUGGCUCUAGAGCCUAGAUGACACCUGUCUGUCACGUGACUGGCUCCGUCAAUAGAGGGAUUCAUGACUGGUGUAGGGACUGGGGAGGGGACAUGGAUAUGGUGCUAAGGAGAGUGAGAGCUCUCUGGUUUCUAUUGUUCCAUUAUCAAAAGGAGUGCACUACAUAGGGAAUAGGGUGCUGUUUGGGACGUACUCCCAGUUAUUUUAUUGCCUUUACUGAACUGCAAAAAUAUAGCCCUACAGUUUCACAAUUGCAACAAAUCAUCCUGGACUUUUGAUUUGCACAGCACCAAUGGCAUAUUUCCUUAGCAAAUGUAGACUUUAUAAAUUAGCAAUUGCAUAAUAAUUGCAUAUCACAUAUGAUGUACUAUUUGCCAAGGUUGUGGUUAUUUGGCCUUUUCCUCUACAGGCGUCUUGUUUAACUAGUUUAUGAACAGCUGAUAACAAACAGGACCUUGAACAUGUUCCGUACAAUAUCCAGAGGCUGCUGUGACUCAUAGUCACAUAAUGAUGAGUGUGAAUAGCCCUCUUCAUCUGGGCUACUGUUGUUAUGCAUAUUGUCCUUACUGUACACUCUCGCAUGCUAUCUUCAGUGUAUGAGCUAUUACUUUCCCUAACAAAUUGAGAGCCUCAUUUUCUAAUUGUGUGCAUUUGACCUAUUUGCUUUUAGUUGAGUCAUUUUAUUCCCUGGCCUAUGCUAAGUCAAUCUGGUCCAUGCCUAAGAUAGCUAGCAUUUUAGUUUUGUGGGUUCGUUUCUCUCUCUCUUCUCAGGUGGAAUACUCCUACCCUCCACUCAUCCCAGAGGAGGGCCAUGACAGCAACAACCUGCCUGAGGAGUGGAAAUACCUGCCUUUCCUGGCCCUGCCUGACGGGGCACACAACUACCAAGAAGGUACAUUGACCCCUAACCCCAACUUUGACCCUAACCUUAACCCUGCCUGACGGGGCACACAACUAUCAAGAAGAUACAUAGAGGUUGCGUCCCAAAUGGCACUCUAUUCCCUUUAUAGUGCACUACUUUUGACCAGGGCCCAUAGGGCUGUCAUAGGGUGCAAUUUGGGACGCACCCAGUCACUUUUGCCUCUUUUCUUUCUCAUCUCUCCCAUGUGUAAUUACACUGCUACUGAUAGUUUUAAUAAAAUGUCAGGUGAAACAUUCAACCCCUCUCUUUGCCCCUGCAUGACUGUGUUCUCAGCCAACUUACCUGGUAAAUUGAUAGUUAAAUAAAUUAAGUAAAAAUCAUCUCUGCUGAUGAGUCACCAUUACCUCAGUGAAAAAAUGGACUACAUCUCUGUCAUCAUGUUUGGCUUCGGCCUAAAUAGGCCACUGCUCAUGUUAGAGUGCAGAAUCACCAGGAAUGCUGGAAAUGAUAUUUUAAGCUAGUUAUAGUGCAUUCGGAAAGUAUUCAGACCCCUUGACUUUUUCAACAUUUUGUUACGUUACAACCUUAUUCUAAAAUGGAUUAAAUACCAUUUUUCCUCAUCAAUCUACACACAAUACCCCAUACUGAUAAAGCGAAAACAGGUUUUUAGAUAUUUUUGCAAAUCUAUUAAUGAUAAAAAACAGUCUCCUAGAGGAGUGGCUUCUGUCUGGGCACUCUACCAUAAAGGCCUGAUUGGUGGAGUGCUGCAGAGAUUGUUGUCCUUCUGGAAGGUUCUCAUAUCUCCACAGAGGAACUCUAGAGCUCUGUCAGAGUGACCAUCAGGUUCUUGGUCACCUCCCUGACCAAUGCCCUUCUCCCCCGAUUGCUCAGCUUGGACAGGCGGCCAACUCUAGGAAGAGUCUUGGGGGUUCCAAACUUCUUCCAUUUAAGAAUGAUGGAGGCCACUGUGUUCUUGGGGACCUUCAAUGCUGCAGAUAUUUUUUGGUACCCUUCCCCAGAUCUGUGCCUCGACACAAUCCUGUCUCGGAGCUCUACGGACAAUUCCUUCGACCUCAUGGCUUGGUUUUUUCUCUGACAUGCACUGUCAACUGUGGGACCUUAUAUAGACAAGUGUAUGCCUUUCCAAAUCAUGUCCAAUCAAUUAAAUUUACCACAGGUGGACUCCAAUCAAGUUGUAGAAAUAUCUCAAGGAUGAUCAAUGGAAACAGGAUGCACCUGAGCUCAAUUUCUAGUCUCAUAGAAAAGGGGCAGAAUACAUAUGUAAGUAAGGUAUCUCUGUUUUCUAUUAUUAAUAGAUCUGCAAAAAUAUCUAAAAACCUGUUUUCGCUUUAUCAGUAUGGGGUAUUGUGUGUAGAUUGAUGAGGAAAAAUGGUAUUAAUCCAUUUUAGAAUAAGGUUGUAACGUAACAAAAUGUUGAAAAAGUGAAGGGGUCUGAAUACUUUCCGAAGGCUGCCGUGCAGUGUAUCUGUGAUAGUGUUGCUCUGCUGGGUAGUGUUGCCCUAAGGCCCUCCAUCUUGUCAAAGCCUCCUUCUGUUCAUAAUGUCACUGAGGCCAACAGGCCGGCUCGUUAGUUAGCAUUCAUCAUGUGAUGUGAUUUUCCUUUGGUCUGCUGGCCUGCCUGGCUUGUGUUGUUGAGCUGGGAAAGAGAGGGAGAGAGGGAGUGGACUUGGUUCACAGUAUUUUUUUGGAACACGCCUAUUUCUUUCUAGUGGAAAUGUAGAGGUUAGGCCUAGGUCUAGUUAGCUGAGAAAGCUGAACAAUAUUAAAGCAACUUCUACUUUUGAAAACAUCCUAUGUGGCAUCGAUAUGAGUCAGAAACAUUUAUAGUGCCAAAAUUGACUACAAAGUGUAAAUAGGAUAAUUCUGGUCUUAAAGUCACUUGAAAAAAUGUAAUGUCACAGAAUGAAGGGAACCGUAACCGUUUCCUUAGGUUGGGUUUAUUUAAAUCAUGCCCACAUGCCCACAGCUGGCAGCACCCAAGUAGUCAUCAAUUCGGAGUGCAGCUGCCCAGGACCCGAUCUUAAUGCCCAUGGUCAAUUUGGUUUGACAUUCAAUAUCCCUAUGAGGCUAGUUGGGGACCAUCGAUAAAUUACACAAUGUACAUGGGACAAUAUUUUUAAAUGUCAAUAGCUCAAAUUUCAAUGACUUAAAAACCUCAAACCAACUAUAAAUUGUAGAAAUUCAUCUACAAAUAUUGAAAACAUAUAAUGAGACAACUAAAAGGUGUGCAACAUGAAAAUAUUGUCCCAUUUACAUUGUGUAAUUUAUUGACGGUCCCUAACUAGCCCCACAUAUCGGCUAUCCAAAGUCAAACCAAUUUUGCCACAAGGUGCACACCUGCUGACUGAAGCUAAUUGAAAAAAGAAGUUGGCUAGCUAGUCUAAGCUACUUCCUGACACAAUACCUGGUUAGACUGUUUCAAGUCAUCUAGAAGGAUGAGUGACUGUAACUGUGUACUAUUUUGGCAGAACGCUUCCCACGUUCGAACACACACACACACAAGAGACAUCCACAUCAAAGCACACCUCCAAAACCCAAAAAUCUCGUUCUCAGUCGCAUUUCCUAAUGAAGAGAAUAUAAACCUAGGCUAACUCAGGAAGUUCAGCCCCCCUUUAAGAGAUUGUGUUAUAGGCAUAGAAUUAGAAUCUCAUUCUUGUUCUGUGAUUGUAGGCCUACAUACAGCUAUAGAAGAAGACUGAGUAUUAGCCUAACUACACUCCGAUAUUUUUCAGUCUGUGAUUAUACAAUUUCUGAACAAGUCCUCAGCUAUUCCAUAUUUCACACUGUAGGCCAAGUGUGUGUGUUUGUUCACCGGCUGCUUGCUUGAUAGAUGCAAAUAAACCCUCUGUGACGCAGUAGAUUUUAUUACGGAGCGAUUCUGCUGCAGUGCAGUCAGGCUAUAAAAGCAACAGCAUCAACAACACGAGACAGACUCAUGCAUGGGAUGGCAGAGUUCAUGGGAGUAGAGCAGAGCAGAGCAUAGUGCUACUUGGGAGCGAAAGGCACAAGGCAGUACAGCUGUGGCCCAUCCUGACUGCUUGGCCCUGCCUGGCCCUGCCUACUUAAUCACUCACUGGCCUUGUAGAGAUGUGAUGUGUCCUUGGUUGCUGCUGUGUUCCAGUAGCUAUCAGAGUCAGCCUUAACAACAUUAGAAAACCACUCCCUCAUCAUCAUGGCCAUUGGUCCAGAGUCGACCCGACCUUCUCUCAUCAAAUCGAAUGAAUUGCUCCUUGUAUCCACGUAAUAUCCACAGUACAUUUACAUUUUAGUCAUUUAGCAGACGCUCUUAUCCAGAGCGACUUCCAGUUAGUGAGUGCAUACCUUUCCCCCAUACAGUAGACAAGGACAACCGAUUCCUCCUUUUUAUGUUGUCCUCUUGAUGCUCUUAUUCGCUUUAUGUAACUGUCAAGUGCUUGGAACCUCAUCAGUUUAUUGAAGAAGUCACAGAUAUUUCAGUUAUAUUUUAUUUCCACAACAGAUGUUCAGUCUACUGUGUAAUUUUAAUUUGCCAAUGCAGAAAUUAUUGUUGCAUUCUUGAUUGGCUAAUUUAACAAUCAACCUAAUUAAAUACAGAGGACAGUAAUGGUCCAGAGAUGUUUGUAGGAAAAACAUCCACAUAUCACAGUUAUUGCAAGAAGAUCCUUCUUUGAAAUAGCCACUAAUGAUGUGAUUGAUGUUGAUGUUUUGUUUUGCAGACACUGUGUACUUUCACCUCCCUCCUUUCAGUGGAGCAGAUAUGAAAUGCGUGUACGGAGUCUCCUGCUAUCGCCAAAUAGAAGCUAAGGUUGGUUCCCCCUCAUGGCACUUGAAUAUUUGUGUCUAUUGAAUAUUUGUGUCUUCUGCUACUUUACAGAAAAUAAAGCAGAGUAGUCUCUUCUUUUCUCUGUGGUUAUGUUUGCUGACUGUUUGCUGACUGUUUGCUGACGUGUCAUUAGGUGUAGGCCUCAAAAUGUUGGUUGUUUUUCAUUUUCAGUCCCUGAAGGUCCGACUGGCUGACGUCACCAGGGAGACGGUCCAGAAGAGCGUGUGUGUCCUCAGUCAAGUGGUGAGUGUGUGUGUGAGGGGGAGGUGUGUGUCCUCAGUCGAGUGGUGAGUGUGUGUGUGAGGGGGAGGUGUGUGUCCUCAGUCAAGUGGUGAGUGUGAGGGGGAGGUGUGUGUCCUCAGUCGAGUGUUGAGUGUGUGUGUGUGAGGGGGAGGUGUGUGUCCUCAGUCGAGUGGCGAGUCAGCUAACAUGUGACAUGUGACAAGGUUGUGAUAGGGAGAGAGGAAGGAAGGAGGGACAGGGUCUAGAAGCAGGGGGAGAUGGGAAUGUCAGCCUCGUGGUCCUGUUGUUGACAUGACAUCCCCAGGAUACUCCUGUCUGUCUGACGUCUGUUGGCGGUUUGAGACUGGGGGCUGGAGGUGGGGCUGGGGGAUCUCUCUGGGAAAAGGUCUCCUGGAGCACUCUGGCUUCGUCCCAAAUGGCACCCUAUUCCCUAUUUGGUGCACAACUUUUUACCAGAGCCCCCAUAGGGAAUAGGGUGCCAUUUGGGAUGUAGCAUGUGACCCCUGGGGGUCAGAGGACAGCUCCCAUAAUUCACAGUUAGGGAACAGCUGACAGGGCAGGGGGUGGCAGGAAGGGGCACGCUUCCUUGGGUAAUGAGAGAUGGUAUGGGGGAGAAUGGCACCAGAAUCAUUGGCUGUGUAGACCGUUUUUAAUCAUUUUCCAGGAUAAGUCAUUAGAAUAUAGUUUUUAUUAAUCUUGUCACCAAAACAGUGUUUAUAGUGUGUAUACUGUAAAUCCCCACAGGACAACAGUCAGUGAGUGAAGUAGCUUCUAUAACUUAUUGUUGUUGAUAAGAGUGUUGAUGUCUGUCUGACCCAUUGAUCCUCUCAGCCCAUACCUCAGCUGGCCCCCACUCCUACCCCUACCCCACCACCCCCGGCUCAGCACGGCUAUUUCUAGUCAGGACUAAGAGAAGUUGGUUCCCUUCCUCACAUAAACAAACUGACAGGUGCUAAUCACCACACACUUUGCUGGGCUGACUGCCCUCACUCACUUAGUCACUCACUCACUCACUGAUGGGUGUUUCUCUCCUCUUCCUCCCCAGCCUCUGUACGGUCUUCUCCAAGCUAAACUACAGCUCAUCACACACGCCUACUUUGAGGAGAAAGACUUCUCACAGAUAUCCAUAUUGAAAGUGAGUGUUUUCAGAGCAUUGAAUCACAAAGGCCUGAAUCCCUUUCUUCUUUGAUUUGUGACCUUUUGUGUUUAUGAAACAUUGAACUUAGAACCUUGUCUUACCUGUUCACUCUCUCUGACUCUCUUUCUAUCUCUUUCUCUUUCUUUCUCUCCCUCCAUCUGUAGGAAUUGUAUGAACACAUGAACGGUUCUCUGAGAGGAACGGCUCUGAAGGGAUCACACAUGUUUCUGGGUAAAACAUUUCUGCUAUUCUAUCUGGAUCCAACACAAGAGGUCCAUUCCAAAUGACACCUGAUUCCCUAUUUAGCUUGCCAUUUGGGACACAGGCCAGGGCUCUGGGGCAUGUUAGUCUCACACUAGCAAUCUGCUCUUACUAGAAUGGCUGCUGUUGAAUGAUCCUGUGUCUAUGGUGUCUGUCCUAGAGUAGCCAUAGAAAUCUGUCAGUCAGGUGUGUCAUUGUGGCACUUGUUAUGGUGUUCAAAUCAGCUUACAGAAACAGGACUAUCCUCUUCAGGGAUGUCUUCGGUCUUCUUUUUGUUGGACUUGUGACAUUGAGUAAUGUGGUGUGCGUCCCAAAUGGCACCCUAUUCCCUAUAUAGUGCACUACUUUUGACCAGGGCCCAUAGAGCUCUGGUAAAAAAAUAAAUAACACUAUAUAUGGAAUAGGGUGGCAUUUGGGAUGCAAUUUCACACGUAUGAUAGAAAUGUCCUCCUUUAGGCAAAUAUCACAUUCUUGAUAUGCAAAUCUUCUCCCGACAGGUAUGUCACCAAGAGAUUUAAUACUGCACUUUCGACACAAGGUAAAUUAAUGUGUUUUAAGGCAAUCAAAUGGCUUGUAAACAUCUAGACUGCCUACCAAAUGGCAUUCUAUUCCCUGUGUAGUGCACUACUUUUGACCAGAGUGCCUUGACCAGAGCUCUAUGUGCCCUGGUCAAAAGGAGUGCCCUAUAAAAGGAAUAUAGUGUCCCCCUGGAAACAUCCUCCAAGAUCGUAGUUAGUUGUUGUGGUGCUAUUGACAUGCUUCCUUAACUCUGCCGUCUCUCAUUCACCCUUUUAGGUUCUUAUCCUCUUCAAACUGAUUCUGCUGGAGAAGAAGGUGAGGAUUUCAAUUCUAUAAAAAAAUAAUCACCACAAUGGGCAAUUUACUUUGGGCAUGUGAGUCAUCAACAACAUGAGAGCAUACCAUAAAUGACACCACACACAGUGACUUCAUAACAAGAUAGCACAACAUCAGUAAUCAUCAUCAUACCACAAGACAUUACUGGCAUAUCACCCUCUAGGGGUUCGUAGUCAGAAUACAUGGCCUUACUGUCUGUGUGUGUGUGUGUGUGUGUGUGUGUGUGUGUGUGUGUUUGUGUUUCCUCUUCCAGGUCCUGUUCUACGUAUCUCCAGUCAACAGACUCGUAGAAACUCUGAUGACAGUACUGUCACUGUUCCCAGGUGAGCACCAGCAUAGAGGUCCUAUCAUUAUGAUUCUACUCAUGCCCCCUUAGUUUUUCCUCUUGAGUGUUUGAUUCUUCUUCAUAAUGGUGGUUCUAAGGUCAAAGAUCAUCUUGUGUGUUCAUUCCUCUAGGUAUGAUAGAGCACGGCCUGGCCGACUCGUCCCACUACCAGUCCAAGAGCAGUGUCUCAGAGGACAUCAGCCUGCUGGAGUGUGUGUCGGGGGCUGAGGAGUUUGUCUCUGUCUCUGUCACUGACAUCACCAACGCUACCAUGGAGCUGGUAGGGGAGGAGGGUUUCGGUGAGGACCAGACUACCACCACAUCCACGGAGGCCUCAAUGCGGACAGCCUCACUCCCAGACACCUCCACCCCAGCUGGGGAUAGCACAAACCUCAAGCCCCCCUCCCGUACCUCCCCAGACUCAUCAGAGAGCGACUGGGAGACACUGGACCCUAGCGUGCUGGAGGACGUUCCAAAAGACUCAGAGACAGGGGGUUUAGGUUUGGGGGGUUUAGGGGUGGAGCACCCAGAGACGUUUGACCCAGAGCCAGGUAUCCCCAUCACAGUUCAGCCCCAGGGACAGUCAGCAGGGCCAGGGGGGCAGGUGACUGUCACUCAGGGCCUAGUCUCUGGGCUGGAGGAGGACCAGUACGGACUGCCACUAGCCAUCUUCACCAAGGUAUGUUUUUUAGGGUAUGUUGAUGUUUUAUUGAUCGAUGGAUGAGAAUAUGAAAUGGGGAGAUGGAUGAAAGGAAUAAAACACAGAAAGUGAGUGGCGGGAAGAGGGGAUCGAACCACUGCCUCCAGGGUCAUAUCCAGGGUCUGUCAACCACCACAUUCUUAUUGGCAGACUAAAUAGCCUUGGUUUCUCAAAUGACUGCCUCUCCUGGUUCACCAACUACUUCUCAGAUAGAGUUCAAUGUGUCAAAUCGGAGGGCCUGUUGUCUGGACCUAUGGCAGUCUCUAUGGGGGUGCCACAGGGUUCAAUUCUUGGGCAGACUCUUUUCUCUGUGUAUAUCAAUGAUGUCGCUCUUGCUGCUGGUGACUCUCAGAUCCACCUCUAUGCAGACGACACCAUUUUGUAUACAUCUGGCCCUUCAUUGGACACUGUGUUAACAAACCUCUAAACGAGCUUCAAUGCCAUACAACACUCCUUCCGUAGCCUCCAACUGCUCUUAAACACUAGUAAAACUAAAUGCAUGCUCUUCAAUCGAACGCUGCUGGCACCCACCCACCCGACUAGAAUCACUACUCUCGACGGGUCUGACCUAGAGUAUGUGGACAACUACAAAUACCUAGGUGUCUGGUUAGACUGUAAACUCUCAUUCCAGACUCACAUUAAGCAUCUCCAAUCCAAAGUGAAAUCUAGAAUCGGCUUCCUAUUUCGCAACAAAGCCUCCUUCACUCAUGCUGCCAAACAUGCCCUCGUAAAACGGACUAUCCUACCGAUCCUUGACUUUGGCGAUGUCAUUUACAAAAUAGCCUCCAACACUCUACUCAGCAAAUUGGAUGUAGUCUAUCACAGUGCCAUCCGUUUUGUCACCAAAGCCCCAUAUACUACCCACCACUGUGACCUGUACGCUCUUGUUGGCUGGUCCUCACUACAUAUUCGUCGCCAAACCCACUGGCUCCAGGCCAUCUAUAAAUCACUGCUAGGCAAAUCUCCGCCUUAUCUUAGCUCAUUGGUCACCAUAGCAACACCCACCCGUAGUCUGCGCUCCAGCAGGUAUAUCUCACUGGUCAUCCCCAAAGCCAACACCUCCUUUGGCCGCCAUUCCUUCCUGUUCUCUGCUGCCAAUGACUGGAACGAACUGCAAAAAUCUAUGAAGCUGGAGACUCUUAUCUCCCUCACUAACUUUAAGCAUCAGUUGUCAGAGCACCUUACCGAUCACUGCACCUGUACACAGCCCUUCUGAAAUUAGCCCACUCAACUACCUUAUCCCCAUAUUGUUAUUUAUUUUGCUGAUUUGCACCCCAGUAUCUCUAUUUGCACAUCAUCUCUUGCACAUCUAUCAUUCCAGUGUUAAUACUAAUUGUAAUUAUUUUGCACUAUGGCCUAUUUAUUGCCUUACCUCCAUAACUUGCUACAUUUGCACACACUGUAUAUAGAUUUUCUGUGGUAUUUUUGACUUUGUUUUGUUUUACCCCAUAUGUAACUUUGUGUUGUUGUUUUUAUCGCACUGCUUUGCUUUAUCUUGGCCAGGUCGCAGUUGUAAAUGAACUGGCUUACCUGGUUAAAUAAAGGUUAAAUAAAUAAAAAUAUAUAAAAACAUAUGUGGAGCAGGGGCGGCAACACUAUGAUUAGACUAGCCUCUCACCAUCUUCACGAAGGUACUUCAGUUCAAAUUCAAAAAGCUUUAUUGUCCAGCGUCAACUUAACAUAAGAUUUAAAAAAUGGAAGUACCUCUCACCAGAGCCAUAGAUAGUUUUUCCUUUUCGAUCACAAUGAAUAAGAUUACAUAGACAGAGAGGACCUGAUCCUAGAUCAGCGCUCCUACUCUGAGACACUUGAUACGUACAGCCACAGAUCAAGACUAAAAUAUCCACGCACUCUAACCUCUAUGCCUGUGGUUGCCAGGGUUACCUGUGCCUGCCCUACAUGGCCUUGCAGCAGCACCACCUGCUGUCAGACGUGACGGUGCGCGGCUUUGUCGCUGGGGCAACCAACAUUCUCUUCCGUCAGCAGAGGCACCUGAGUGACGCUAUCGUUGACGUGAGUCCUGCUCUCCAUCUCUUCUCCCACAUCUCCAUCUCUCUCCUUCUCUUCUCCCUCCAUCUCCAUCUCUCUCUCCUUCUCUUCUCCCUCCAUCUCCAUCUCUCUCUUCAUCUCUUCUCCCUCCAUCUCCUUCUCUUCUCCCUCCAUCUCCAUCUCAUCUCCUUCUCUUCUCCCUCCAUCUCAUCUCCUUCUCUUCUCCCUCCAUCUCCAUCUCAUCUCCUUCUCUUCUCCCUCCAUCUCCUUCUCUUCUCCCUCCAUCUCCAUCUCAUCUCCUUCCUCUUCUCCCUCCAUCUCUCUCUCCUUCUCUUCUCCCUCCAUCUCCAUCUCUCUCUUCAUCUCUUCUCCCUCCAUCUCCAUCUCUUCUCCCUCCAUCUCCAUCUCUCUCUUCAUCUCAUCUCCAUCUCCUCUCCAUCUCUUCUUCCUCCAUCUCUCCUCUCUCCAUCCCUCUCCCUCUCCCAUAGGUCCAGUGGUCUCAAAUGUGUACUGACAGUCUGCUACUCUUAGAGGAGAAUUAGUGGAGAGCUUAGGAGAACAUUGGUCUGUUUUUAACCGGUUCUCUCUGAUUCUAGGUUACAGAUAGUGAUCUUGUCCUUCUCUAUUUUCUAUAGUUCUAUGCUGUUUUCAUAAUGAGUGUUUAAGUCUCCCACGUGUAUGCUGCCUAUCAGAUUUGACCUCUUUUUUCCAGGUAUCAUAAGUUACUGAGUGCUUUGUCUGCUGUGUUUGUGGGUCCGUACGUGUGACCAUAUCUGUGUGUGUGUCUGUCUAUCCGUGUGUGUGUGACUGUCUAUCCGUGUGUGUGUGUGUGUGUGUGUGUGUGACUGUCUAUCCGUGUGUGUGACUGUCUAUCCGUGUGUGUGUGACUGUCUAUCCGUGUGUGUGUGACUGUCUAUCCGUGUGUGUGUGUGUGUGUGUGUGACUGUCUAUCCGUGUGUGUGACUGUCUAUCCGUGUGUGUGUGGGUGUGUGUGUGUGACUGUCUAUCCGUCCGUCCAUCCUACUAGGUGGAGGAGGCUAAGAUCCAGAUUGGGGACCCAGAGUUGAGGAAGCUGCUAGGCCUGACCACGGCUGACCUGCGUUUCGCUGACUACCUGGUCAAACACGUCACGGAGAACCGCGAGGACGUGUUUCUGGACGGGACAGGCUGGGAGGGAGGGGACGAGUGGAUCAGGGCCCAGUUUGGACUUUACGUCCAUUCUCUCCUGUCCUCUACCUUACAAGAA